Messenger RNA from Durusdinium trenchii, 1357 nucleotides. Lineage: Eukaryota; Dinophyceae; Suessiales; Symbiodiniaceae. The record is from the annotation of a GenBank genome assembly.
ACUAGGAGCAAGGGCGCUACUAGGGGCUCCUGGCAUCGCUACUAGGAGCAAGGACGCUACUAGGGGCUCCUGGCAUCGCUCCUAGGAGCAAGGACGCUACUACGGGCUCCUGGCAUCGCUACUAGGAGCAAGGACACUAGCUUUUGAUCCGGCACACAUCCCCUCACACCUUUGCAUGCUCAAGCUUUGGCAAAGAUGCCCGGACGGUUUGAACCCCUUGCGGCAAGGCACAUGGCUUCAAGCUUUGUGGCCCUAGAUGUGCCGGUUGGGAAUUACCAGAGCUGUGAGAUGUUGAGCUCUGUGGUUGCCCCGACCAUUUCCAAGGAAAUAGGCCGUGGGAGGUGGAAGCUGCUGUUCCUCCAGGCAUUCUUUGAGUUGUUUGAGGACUUGCAAACCUUGGUGAAGGAUGCGAUCCUACUACUGACAACACUCCUGGAGGGGAUCUUUCAAUGUAUCUCCAGCAGCCUGCUGGUCAAGCGGUUCGAGGAGAGGCCGCUGAAUGAGGCAAUAGCCAUAGUGGUGGUCUUCCUGAUGAUGGGCACCUUGUACUUUGCCAUGUUCCUAUACAUGCGAAGCUUCAGCGCUUGGCAUGCAAGGCGGUACACCUUGAUCCUCUUCCACAAGUGUUUCCUGUUGGCUCUGAUCUCCUACUAUCAAGGCAUUGUCACCGAUCCCGGUGCUAUUCCCAACUCUUGGCAGACAAGCUUGAGAACUGAAGAAGACAUUCUGGUGAUGGCCAAGGAGCGGAAGCGAUCUGGAGAGCUCCGGCUUUGCAACAAAGAGAUGAAGUACAAACCAGACCGUGCCCACUACUGCUCAUGCUUGCAGCGCAAUGUAUUGCGCAUGGACCACUACUGUCCGUGGAUGAGCAAUUGCAUUGGACACUUCAACUACAAGUUCUUCUUGCAAUUCCUGUUCUACACGGUUGUGUCUUCAAGCAUUGCUUGCUUUGUCAUGGUGAGUGCCUUGUACAACGAAGUGUUUGUACCUGGAACCACUGUGAUGAUGGUGGGAAGUGCUGGAUUUGCAGGGUUGCUUGCUUCAGUUCUGACUCCUUUUUUCGCCUUCCACGCUUGGAUGGUAUCAAAGAACAUGACCACCAUUGAAUUCUGUGAAAAGCUAGAGGGUGGAAUCUACACCUCGCCAUAUGACCUGGGGCUCUGGGCAAACCUGCGAAGCGUGCUUGGAGGAAAUGCUAUCCUCUGGUUCUUGCCAAUUCCCUCCACACCUGGGGACGGCAUCACUUGGCAGCGUCGCUGAGGCUAGCCAAGGCUGGGAGAUUGCACGUCUUGCUUCGAGUGGAUGACACUGUCACUCGAGCACUCGAGGCUGAAUCCGAAUGCAUCAAGUGUGUCAA